This is a messenger RNA of Lottia gigantea (owl limpet), 204 nucleotides long. RefSeq lists its product as hypothetical. The transcript has a single exon. The record is from RefSeq and is a predicted model, not a curated record. Lineage: Eukaryota; Metazoa; Mollusca; Gastropoda; Lottiidae. The annotation marks the transcript as partial.
CAUGACAAGUUUCAUCAAACACAUGGCAUGUUUCAUCAAACUCAUUACAAGAUUCAUCAAACUCAUUACAAGUUUCACCAAACUCAUUACAAGUUUCAUCAAACUCAUUACAAGUUUCAUCAAACUCAUUACAAGUUUCAUCAAACUCGUCAAACCCAUUACAAGUUUCAUCAAACUCAUUACAAGUUUCAUCAAACUCAUUAA